GGUUCCAGUCCAUAAAUUCGCUCCCUGGCGAUAUCUGAAGCUUCCCCACACUUCUGUUCUCCUUUGUACCUCUCACUUGAACCACCAACACCAACCUUGCCUAUUUUGUUGUCAUUAUGUCUGAUAUUAAGGUUGAUGGGUUCAAGUCGUCUGAGAUCCUGGCCACACUAGCCCAGGUCUUCGACUCCUACGGCGAGGCAGAGAAAAAGGCACAGAUCAAGAAGUCCAACGGCAUCUUCGAGCUCAAGGUCAAGAAUUCUGCGGGAACUGAGGAGACUUGGACAAUAGACAUGAAGAAGACUGGUACAGUCUACAAAGGUGCCGCGAAGCCUAAAGCCGACGUCACCAUCAUCCUCUCCGACGAUACCUUCACACAGCUGGCAGAAGGAAAGCUUGACGGGCAGAAGGCAUUCAUGACGGGAAAGCUGAAGACGAAGGGAAACAUGAUGUUGGCUACGAAGCUUGACGGGGUUCUUAAGGCGGCUAAGUCCAAGGCGAAGCUUUGACCUGUACCCAUGAUCAACGUCGUUGUUCCUUUAAUUUUUUGUAUAUUAUUUAAUUCUCUCUCUUAUUCUUAACCUUGCCUUUGGGG
Messenger RNA from Stereum hirsutum FP-91666 SS1, 592 nucleotides. RefSeq names its product sterol-binding-like protein. NCBI's taxonomy places the organism in Eukaryota, Fungi, Basidiomycota, Agaricomycetes, Russulales, Stereaceae. The record is from RefSeq and is a predicted model, not a curated record. The coding region runs from base 117 to 506 and encodes 129 amino acids. The transcript is spliced from 4 exons. Gene Ontology annotation, cellular component: cytosol.